Molecule: messenger RNA, 1382 nt
Organism: Arabidopsis lyrata subsp. lyrata
Lineage: Eukaryota; Viridiplantae; Streptophyta; Magnoliopsida; Brassicales; Brassicaceae
Product: basic leucine zipper 23
Exons: 3
Coding region: 297-1064 (255 amino acids)
Biological process (GO): DNA-templated transcription; regulation of transcription by RNA polymerase II
Molecular function (GO): RNA polymerase II cis-regulatory region sequence-specific DNA binding; DNA-binding transcription factor activity, RNA polymerase II-specific
Source: RefSeq, a predicted model, not a curated record
UUCUGCAAUUCGCAAUCCCUUUUAGUACGUCAAUGUCUUUCCGCCAUGGAAAUAAUGCCAUCUGUUAAUAACACUCUUCAAUCAUCAAUGUUCGUUGCACCUCUUCACUUCUAGGGUUCCCCAUUUCUUAUUCUCUCUAAAACCCUUCUCGCCGUAAUGGCGAUUCUCGUAAAGCUUUCGUCUUGCUGAUCAUUUAAAGGUUGUUGUUUGGUUUUUGAGCACAAAGUCUCAUACUUUUUGGUUAAGAUUCACUCACAAGAGUCAAAGGUUACUUCUUUACUACUGGGUUUUUAGUAAUGGACGACGGUGAGCUUGAGUUUUCGAAUUCAAACAUGGGUGGUGAAUUACCACCUAGUAGUUGUUCGAUGGAUUCGUUCUUCGAUGAGCUUUUGAGGGAUUCUCAUGCUUGUACUCAUACUCAUACUUGUAAUCCUCCGGGACCAGAGAACACACAUACUCACACAUGUCUUCAUGUGCACACCAAGAUUCUUCCUUCACAGAGCGAGGAUAAAGUUUCUACCGAUGAUACAUCGGAAUCUUCAGGGAAGAAGAGACCUUUGGGGAAUAGAGAAGCGGUUAGAAAGUAUAGGGAGAAGAAGAAGGCUAAAGCGGCUUCGUUGGAGGAUGAGGUUAUGAGGCUUAAGGCGGUCAAUAAUCAGUUGUUAAAGAGGUUGCAAGGUCAAGCUGUAUUGGAAGCUGAGGUUACAAGGCUCAAGUGUUUGCUUGUUGAUAUAAGAGGAAGAAUUGAUGGAGAGAUUGGUGCGUUUCCUUAUCAGAAGCCUGCGGUUACAAACGUGCCUUACUCAUACAUGAUGCAUCCUUGCAAUAUGCAAUGCGAUGUUGAUAACUUGUACUGCCUUCAAAAUGGGAAUAAUGGAGAAGGUGGAUCGAUGAAUGAUCAAGGGCUAAAUGGUUGUGAGUUUGAUCAGCUAGAGUGCUUGGCUAAUCCGAAUUUAGCUGGCAAGGAGAUCCCUGUCUGUAGUAAUGGGAUUGGAACAUUCACUGUCAAUGGAUCGGGAGCUAAUAAGAGAAAAGGUGGGCCUCGUGCAGCGAAAGCAGUUUGAAGUAUCAUCAAUCAUGUGAUACUAUCAAUCAUUCACCCCAUUUUCAAGUUGGUAGUUAAUUUUCUUCCAAUAAGUAGUAGAGUUCAACUGCAUCACCAGCUUCCUUCAAGUCCAUUUGUGCUAUCAUCAGUUUUUUAAUCUCUUUGCAUUUCCUUGUUGAGCUCGUUGAAGCUAGAAAUAAGACUUGUUAAUAUUUAAAUCUGAGUUUUCCAUUUGGUUUUGUACUUUAGUAGCUUUCUUUUUUUUAAGUUCUUGUAGAAGAGAUUGAAUGUUGCAUUUGGAAAAGUAAGUUAUAGGAAGCCAUCUCGACGAUUAGUA